AUGGACGCCGGAAACCAUGCCUCUGAGAAGGCAGAGGUUGAGAAGAUUCAAGAUGUAGUGGCAGGCAACCUCACAACAGGUUCUGAACCUGCUCUCGGAACCUUUGCCGACGUUGAUGAAAAGAAGAUUCUGCGCAAGAUGGAUAUCCGAUUACUCCCAAUGCUUUCGGCUCUAUAUCUCCUCUCGUUUCUCGACCGCGGAAAUAUUGGCAACGCCAAAAUCGAAGGACUUCAGGAGGACCUCAACAUGUCGCCCGGCCAGUACAACUGGUGUCUCACCGUCUUCUUCUUUACCUAUGCAGCGUUCGAAGUUCCCAGCAAUCUGCUCUUGAAAAAGCUGCGCCCCAGCCGCUGGCUGCCAUUGAUCAUGGUCUGUUGGGGUGUCGUCAUGACUCUCAUGGGUAUCGUCCAGAGCUUCCGCGGCCUGGUGGCGGCUCGUUUGUUCCUAGGAGUAACAGAAGCCGGCCUGUUUCCCGGUGUAGCUUAUUAUUUGACAAUGUGGUACUGCCGUGAAGAAAUUCAGCUUCGCCAAGCGCUCUUCUUCUCUGCCGCCUCCGUCGCCGGAGCAUUCAGCGGCAUUUUGGCUUUUGGAAUCAGUAAAAUGGACGGUGUCGGUGGCCUUGCGGGCUGGAGAUGGAUCUUCAUCCUGGAAGGAAUCGCGACUGUACUCGUCGCGGUCAUGGCCUUCUUUUUCCUUCAUGACUUUCCCGAAACCGCAAAGUUCCUUACCGAGGACGAGCGUGCGUUUGUUGUUCAUCGUCUGAAGUACCAAGGCCAAGUUGGCCAGGCUCAAGUGGCACAAGCCGAAGAGUUCGAAUGGAAGUAUGUUCGUCAGGCGUUUACCGAUUGGCAAGUUUGGGUCAACAUUUUCGUCUACUGGAGUAUUGUUUGUCCCCUCUACGGCAUCUCCCUCUUUCUUCCCACCAUCAUCAAAUCUCUCCAUUACACAUCGAGUACCGCGCAGUUAAUGACAGUUCCCAUCUACGUUGUUGCUGCUAUCCUAGCUGUCGUCAGCGCCUACUUUUCCGAUAGGGUAGGGAAGCGCAGUCCCUUUAUCAUUGGCUUCCUCUUGAUGAUGAUAAUCGGCUUCUCCAUGUGUAUCGCCUCAUCAAAUGCCCAUGUUGUUUAUGGCGGGAUAUUCAUAAGUGCUUACAAACGCAGCGCUGGAAUGGCUAUUCAGAUUGGAGUUGGAAAUCUUGGAGGUGCCAUGGCAUCCAAUUUUUACCGUCAGGCUGAUGGGCCCCGAUUCAUCCUAGGACAUGGCUUGGAGCUAGGCUUCAUCUCUAUGGGAAUUGUCGCCAGUUGCAUCUUGAUCUUCAGCUACUACACCGUGAACAAGAGGCGUGAGCAAAAGCUGGCGGAUGGAGAGGCGGCCAACUUUACGCCAGAGGAAUUGUCGGCUUUGGGAGACAGGGCCAUUACGUUUCGCUACAUGUUCUAA
Messenger RNA from Trichoderma aggressivum f. europaeum, 1440 nucleotides. RefSeq lists its product as uncharacterized. The coding region runs from base 1 to 1440 and encodes 479 amino acids. Lineage: Eukaryota; Fungi; Ascomycota; Sordariomycetes; Hypocreales; Hypocreaceae. Gene Ontology annotation, biological process: transmembrane transport. The record is from RefSeq and is a predicted model, not a curated record. Gene Ontology annotation, molecular function: transmembrane transporter activity. Gene Ontology annotation, cellular component: membrane. The transcript is spliced from 8 exons.